Molecule: messenger RNA, 852 nt
Organism: Balaenoptera ricei (Rice's whale)
Lineage: Eukaryota; Metazoa; Chordata; Mammalia; Artiodactyla; Balaenopteridae
Gene: TNFRSF13B
Product: TNF receptor superfamily member 13B
Exons: 5
Coding region: 1-852 (283 amino acids)
Cellular component (GO): plasma membrane
Source: RefSeq, a predicted model, not a curated record
AUGAGUGGCCUGGGCCGGAGCAGGCGAGGUGGCCGGAGCCGGGUGGGCCAGGAGGAGCCAUCCCCACAGGGCCUGCGGCUGGGGGUGGCCAUGAAGCCCUGCCCCGAAGAGCAGUACUGGGACCCGCUGCUGAACACCUGUGUCUCCUGCAAAACCAUCUGCAGCAAUCAGAGCCCACGCACCUGUGCAGCCUUCUGCAAGUCACUCAGCUGCCGCAAAGAGCAAGGCAGGUACUAUGACCAGCUCCUGGGGGACUGUAUCAGCUGUGCCUCCAUCUGUGGACGUCACCCCAAGCAAUGCACACACUUCUGUGAGAACAAGUUCAGGAGUCAAGUGAACCUCCCACCAGAGGUCAGGAGACAGCGGACCGGAGAGGCCUUGACCCGAGCAGACAACCUAGGGAGGUACCAGGGAUCAGAGCACAGAGGCUCGGAUGUGGGUCCAGCCCCCCCAGGGCUAAAGCUGAGUGCCGACCAGCUGGCCCUGGUCUACAGCACGCUGGGGCUCUGCCUCUGCGCCAUCAUCUGCUGCUUCCUGCUGGCCGUGGCCUGCUUCCUCAAGAGGAGGGGGGACCAGGUCUCCUGCCAGCCACCCCCCGGGCCAUGUCGGACGCAGGCCAAGUCCUCCAAGGAUCACUGGAUGGAAGCGGGCAGCGCUGCAGGGGCAACGCCAGAGCCAACGGAGACGUGCAGCUUCUGCUUUGCGGAGUGCAGGGCGCCCGAGCGUGCUGGGAGGUGGGCGCGCCACAGCCAGAGCGCAGCUGGACAGCCCUGCGUGCGCGCCCCGAACGGCGGCCUCUGCGGCAUCGAGGUCGUGUGCACGCCCGCCCAAGAAGGAGGCCUGGCCACAUGA